AUUUGCAGACAUCUUUAUGAAGCAGAUGAAAGUGUUCCUGAUCGGCCUGUUUAUACUGGGUGGUGGCUCAUUUGUAUGGCUUACACUACUAUGUAACCAGACUAUCGCAUUUAGUACCGUCCAACUGUAUGCGUCGAGCAUCAUGGGCGGGAUGUUUCUCAAUGGAACCAUUCCACUAUUCUACGAGUUAGCGUGUGAAGCGUCCUACCCAGUGUCCGAAGGACUGGCCGGAGGAUUCAUGACCUGGCUCAAUAACUUGUUCGGCAUUAUGUUUCUCAUGGCGUUGCUUAUUCCUGGAAUAGGUACGGCGUGGAUGAACUACUGCCUGGUCGGAAGUGUAGGUCUUGGUCUUAUAGUGUUGUUC
Molecule: messenger RNA, 364 nt
Organism: Pecten maximus
Lineage: Eukaryota; Metazoa; Mollusca; Bivalvia; Pectinida; Pectinidae
Product: solute carrier family 49 member 4-like
Exons: 3
Cellular component (GO): membrane; intracellular membrane-bounded organelle
Source: RefSeq, a predicted model, not a curated record